UAAUUGAACAAUACCUCAUCGAAGGUAUAAAAAGUGAAGCUUUGAGGGAAUUUGAUGUCAGUUUAAGCUUGUUAUUCGAACUAGUUUGAGCAUCUGUCUCUAUACACACAAAUCUACCAAGAUGAAAUUCCUUAUCGCUGUUGUUGUGCUAGCUGCUUUGGCAUCGGCUGAAUAUCAAGUCAAGACCCGUGAGGAUCUUACCAAAUUCCGUGACGAAUGUGUUGCCAAACUCGGAACUCCCCAAGCUGAGUUGGAGAAAUACAAGAAAUGGAACUUCCCCGACGAUGAAACAGCUCACUCUUACUUGCAUUGCAUUUUGAAGAAGUUCGAACUCUACGACGACGAGAAGGGUUUCAAUGUUGAAGACAUUCAUAAGCAAAUGGUUGGUGGAUCUCAUGCCGAUCACUCUGAUGACACUCAUGCCAAGAUUGAGAACUGCGCCAAGGAAGCCAACGCAGCUGAAGCCAAUGUACGUGCCUACCGUGGAGCUUUGUGCUUCAUGCGUGAGCACUUGCACUUGGUCCAGAAGAGCGUACACGCUCAUGAACACGAUCAUUCUCAACAUUAAAGUGAAUUAACUUAAAUUAAGAACCUAAUUUUUGUUUUUGAAAUAAGUGCUCGAAUAAAAUAAUUAAGUUUAAAUGGACAAA
Molecule: messenger RNA, 650 nt
Organism: Eupeodes corollae
Lineage: Eukaryota; Metazoa; Arthropoda; Insecta; Diptera; Syrphidae
Product: general odorant-binding protein 99a-like
Exons: 2
Coding region: 122-568 (148 amino acids)
Biological process (GO): sensory perception of smell
Molecular function (GO): odorant binding
Source: RefSeq, a predicted model, not a curated record